AUGCCUAUGGAAAGUGAAGAUGAAUAUGAAAACGACAGUGACGACGAAUGGGAACCAAAUAGAGACGACUAUUUGGAUAAUUCUCAAGAUCAUGAAGACUCUGUCACCGGAAGUAAUGUUGAUGAUACUACUGCAGAUGAUGAUAUAAGCGAAGGGCCAGAAGAUUUGAAUGAUCAAACAACAUCAAUAUAUACGGGCCAUGAAAAUGAUCCGAAUACACGACCGAUUGCCGAACCCGACUUAGGAGCAAGCGCUAAUAUUGUCCUUCGCUUAGACCGAGAUAUACCAAAAUUUCAAAGAGAUAAACUUUAUUUUGAUAAUUUUUACACCUCUUUAGAUCUUGUGAUAUACCUUCACAAACAAGAAAUUUUACCUUUAGGGACAAUAAAGGCAGGUACCUCGGUAGAAUAUGUGACAGAUGUUGAAUCUGUGGAAGUACCAUCUUUAGCAUGGAACGACAACAAAAUCGUACACUUGAUGUCCUCAUUUUGUGGUCAACUUCCUGAAACCCCAGUCAAAAGAUUUGAUAGAAAAACGAAAGAGCAUAUAGAAAUAAACUGCCCUCAAAUAAUAAAAAUUUACAAUAAACAUAUGGGUGGCGUCGACGCGUUGGAUAGCCACAUUGGACGUCACAGGAUUAAAAUUAAAUCUAAGAAAUGUGGGAAAGUAAAGACAAUACAACCCAGUAACCAAAAAAAAUUUAGAAGUGAAAUCACACAGUGCCUAUGCAGAUUAGACAAAUCUUCAGCCAAAAGAGGCCGUCCAAGCGGAGGGAUUCAAGAGUCUCUGGGACUAAAGAAAAAAAGAAAUCCAGCUGCUAUAAUUCCACCUCUCGACGUCAGGACCAACAAAAUUGACCACUGGCCGGAAUGGAUAGAAAACAGAGGACGAUGCAAAUUUCCUGGCUGCAAAGGGUUAACUUAUGUGCAUUGCAACAAAUGUAGACUACCCUUCUUCUGGUUGAAUAAAAGCGACGCAUGGCAAGCUGGUAGGAACAGCUUGGCCAACCCCUCGUAA
This is a messenger RNA of Zophobas morio, 1017 nucleotides long. RefSeq lists its product as uncharacterized. The record is from RefSeq and is a predicted model, not a curated record. Lineage: Eukaryota; Metazoa; Arthropoda; Insecta; Coleoptera; Tenebrionidae. The coding region runs from base 1 to 1017 and encodes 338 amino acids. The transcript has 5 exons.